Mugil cephalus (flathead mullet) is the source of this 1109-nucleotide messenger RNA. Its product is annotated as cathepsin S-like. Gene Ontology annotation, molecular function: cysteine-type endopeptidase activity. NCBI's taxonomy places the organism in Eukaryota, Metazoa, Chordata, Actinopteri, Mugiliformes, Mugilidae. Gene Ontology annotation, biological process: immune response. The transcript is spliced from 8 exons. The coding region runs from base 63 to 1049 and encodes 328 amino acids. The record is from RefSeq and is a predicted model, not a curated record. Gene Ontology annotation, cellular component: lysosome.
UUUGGUACAGCCUGGUCAACUAUACAGACUCGGGUGGAGCGGCAACUUUCUCGGAUCCCACAAUGUUUUGGAGCCUGCUUUUCCCCGCCUUGUGUGGAUUUGCAGCGGCCAUCACCAGUUCAGAAAUGGAUCGGCAUUGGGAGCUGUGGAAGAAGAUUCAUAACAAAGUGUAUUCUCAUCAGGUUGAGGAGCUGGGUCGCAGACGGAUUUGGGAAGAGAACUUGGAAAUGAUUAAUAUCCAUAACCUGGAAACCUCCAUGGGCCUUCACACCUACGAGCUGGCAAUGAACCACUUGGGAGACCUGACCAGUCAGGAGAUCAUGGGCACGUUCAGUGGCACCAUCGUGCCAUCUGACCUGGAGAGAGGACCUUCAAACUUCACUGACGUCAACAUCUCUUUGCCGGCUUCACUAGACUGGAGGGAGCAAGGGCUGGUAACUGAGGUCAAAAUGCAGGGUUCGUGCGGAUCUUGUUGGGCCUUCAGUGCAGUCGGAGCUUUGGAGGGGCAACUUAAGAAGUCCACAGGUGUCUUGACGUCACUCAGUCCUCAGAAUUUGGUGGACUGCUCAACAAAGUACGGCAACCACGGAUGCAACGGUGGCUUCAUGACAAACGCCUUCGAGUACGUCAUUAAAAACGAAGGCAUUGAGUCGGAAGCUGCUUACCCCUACAGCGCAAAGAACGGUCGGUGCAGAUACAAACCAGAGUAUCGGGCCGCAAACUGCUCAGGAUAUUCCUUCUUGCCAAAGGGGGAUGAGUUUGCGCUGAAAAUGGCCUUAGUCAACAUCGGCCCCAUCUCUGUUGCAAUUGAUGCUUCCAGGCCAAAGUUUGUCUUCUAUCGUCACGGUGUGUACAGAGAUCACACAUGCACCCACAACGUGAACCACGGUGUGCUGGUUGUGGGCUACGGCAGAGAGCGAGGACAGGACUACUGGCUGGUCAAAAACAGUUGGAGUGAAAACUACGGAGAUGACGGAUACAUCAAAAUGGCGCGGAACAGACGCAACCAGUGCGGCAUCGCUCUCUAUGCUUGUUUUCCCAUCCUGUGAUUGGAGGAUGUCUUUUCUUUUUGAUGCACACCUUUUUAAAUAAACCAGUUCAUGCCUUAA